This is a messenger RNA of Anopheles maculipalpis, 1776 nucleotides long. RefSeq names its product myotubularin-related protein DDB_G0290005. The record is from RefSeq and is a predicted model, not a curated record. The transcript has a single exon. The coding region runs from base 1 to 1776 and encodes 591 amino acids. Lineage: Eukaryota; Metazoa; Arthropoda; Insecta; Diptera; Culicidae.
AUGUGGAAACUGAAAAGUAAACUAAAACGAAAAUUCCGUUCAUCCAAGAUAGACUGUAAUAGUAACCGAGUGGAUUACGAUGUGCGCUCUUUUGAAUCGGAAAGUCCUGCCAGGCCAGCAUCGGAACAAUCCGAUACAUCGGUGGUAGUGCCUGAAGGUGGCGGUUACCAUAGGCACGGUCGAGGUUGCUGUAGUGCACCGGUCGUGGGACGGCGAGGAGCUGGUGGCGGUGGUAGCGCUAGUAGCGAGAAUUCUUCCCUUUUUAGCUACAAUUGUUGCUACAACUAUAAUUUUCACAUAAACUACAAUGUGCAUCACCGGUUACAACAUCAUUUGGGACACCAUCAUCGCCACCACCAUCACCAUGGUAACGAUCGGGAAGGAACGGACGAUACCGAUGGAACGCUCUUUGGGAGUACGAGCUGUAUGACUGGGCUGGGGUCGGAAAGUUCAGCAGAUGUGUCGCGAAAACCCCGUCCUGUGUCUAGCGAACAACAGCCGCAAAGAACUCGUGCUGGAUCCAGGGCGUCCUCAACGAAAGUUUCCUCGGAACCAGACGUCGCUAACAAACGACUUUUGACUACCGAGAAUAAAACGGCUACACGUUGCCUUUCGACUAGUGACCUUUCUUCGUAUAAAAGCCGUUCCGAGCAAAGGUCACGUAAUGGGGAGGGAGCGAAGAAAGGAAAACCUUCAGGUACGCGAGGGCGACGGCCACAUUCGGCAUCGCAGCGAGGCAGAGCGGAUUCGAUCGAACAUACCGGUAACGAUUCGAUUUCCAGUGACUAUCAUGCCAUAUGUCGCCGGCUGCAUGCUGUCUCGCUUCAGCAGGAGUCCGUCAACCCUUCCGAAGGUCAUCCCGAAGAACUCAUCACGAACCGCACCGAUCUAACCGAUCACGAUCGUCGCAUUCUCCACUGCAUGGUUCUGAAGCGCAUAAAGGAGCUGGAACAGCUAGAGGAGGCGGUGCUUGCCCAGCAAUGCUGGGAGCAGGAGAAGGUAUUCCGCAAAUCGUUGCUCGAUCAGCAGGAGCGCAACUACCGCAAAGCCAUCCGUCAAAAGCGUACCAUCGAAAUGAUCGAGGUGCGCAAUCGGAAGCAACGGUUGGCCCGGCUUGAACAGCAACAGAUCGAAAAGAUACAGAACGAAAUCAGUGAAAAAGAUCUCCGGUCGGCCAGUCUGCUGAAGAACAUAGAAAUCAAGAAAGGCAUCCGGGAAUGUGAACGUAGAAGCCGCGAACUAAAGCGCCUGGAAGAUGCAACGGUUAACCAGGAGGAGAAGGUACUCGAUCGAGACAUCUGGCGCCAAUCGUUGGUAGAAACGCUGGAAGAGCGCGCCAACCGGGCGGAAGGUUUACGCCGCAAGGUGAUGGAUGUGUAUCGGCGGCGGUUAAAAAUCGAUAAUCAGCUCGAACGAAAGAUGCACGCACACAAUCUGAAGCAAACGCUUGAACAGGAGCGGUACAAGCUGUCGCUGCUGAAGGAACGUAUCCUGGUGCGGGAAAGCCGGUUUCAGAAGUUCAAAGACAGUAAGAAGCGCAUCUUCGAUCAGCUGAAGAAUCGUGCUAAAACGACCGCCGCCCUGCGAGAUAUGGUGCGGCAUACGAUCGGACCGGGAAGUUCGGCCACCACGGUGGUGACCGUUUCGGCCAGCAAUACCCGGCCCGGUUCGGUGGUCCAACAGCAGCAGCAACGGUGUGGUUCAUCGGCACGCUCUGCCGCCGGUUCGAUUGGACCGGUCCCACACAGAUUGCUGGAUGUGGUACGGAUAAAGUAG